GUUCGAUCUCUGAAAGCGUUGUGUUCUGCCCGCUCACGACAGGCUCCGAGGCCAAGGGAAAGUUUGAGGUUUUACAUUUCUGUUUGUGGUACCGGAAAAGGCUUACGAUCUGAGGGCUUGAUUCAGUGAAAUAACAUCGCCUUCUACACAUUUGCUUCGCAAGGAGGGCAGGAGUUGGAAGCGACCGUUUUGAGAUGUUCAAGAUUUGCUGGCAGAGGGAAAGGGAUUUUUUUCCCUCCCUCCCUGCCGAGGAAAAACAGUUCUAACGAGGAGUUACUUUGUAAUUUUAACUCCCAUUCAAAUACUCCCAGCCCUAGAAGCCGCCGUUGAUCCCCGGCGACUUCUUCUUCUUCUUUUUUUUUUUUAAACAUCUUUAUUGGAGUAUAAUCGCUUUACAAUCGUGUGUUAGUUUCUGCUUUAUAACAAAGUGAAUCAAUUAUACUCAGAAGGGACCGGUCACAGCGCUGCCUCAUCCCUGGAGCCCCCGUCAUGAGUUUGCAGAAGAGACUCUUCCCUGGGAGGGAGAAUGGGACCCAUGAAGUGAUGGCUAAACCCAGUCUGGUCACCACCCGUCCACCAAGGGCCAGAGACCUGGAAAGGAAGAAGGGCAGCUUUACUUCCUCCCUCAGGAUGGAGCCUCACAGCCAUUCUGGAAAGAGCAGAAAAUCCACAAAAUUCUGGUCCAUCUCCCGGUCCCUGAUCCUGUGUAAUGCCAAGACCACUGACGAUGGCUCAAGCCCCGAUGAGAGAUAUCCUGAUCCUUUUGAGAUUUCCCUGGGCCAGGGCAAGGAGGGACUUUUCCUUUCAUCUGUGCAGCUGGCAGACACGUCAGAGGCCGGGCCCGGCAGCGUUCCUGAUCUCAUGCUGCCCUCCAAGGCCGCUCAACUGCAGGAAGCUGGGAGUGAUGGAGGCCAGAACUGUAGGAGGAUGUUCUUCAUGAAGGAAGCUUCUACACCUUCCUCUGGAGAAAAGUCUGGAAAACUGGAUGAACAAAGUAGUAACUUCCUGUUUCCCAAAGCCUGUCACCAAAGGACACGCAGCAACUCAACCAGUGUUAAUCCCUACUGCACAGGAGAGAUUGAUUUUCCAAUGACCAGGAAAUCGGCGGCUUCCACAGACAGGCAGCCUUAUUCCCUCUGUAGCAACAGGAAGUCUCUCUCUCAGCAACUGGACUGUGCAGCAGGAAAGGCUGUGGGCCCGUCAAGGCCAAUGCGGUCGCUCAGCACAGCUCAGCUCAUGCAGCCCUUGGGGGGCCUCCAGGCGUCCGUCAUCUCCAACAUCGUGCUGAUGAAGGGCCAGGCCAAGGGUCUGGGCUUCAGCAUCGUUGGAGGAAAGGACAGCAUUUAUGGCCCCAUUGGAAUUUACGUUAAAACCAUCUUUGCGGGGGGAGCAGCGGCAGCUGAUGGGAGGCUACAAGAAGGUGAUGAAAUUCUGGAACUCAACGGGGAAUCGAUGGCUGGACUCACACAUCAGGAUGCUUUGCAGAAGUUCAAGCAAGCCAAAAAGGGGCUCCUCACCGUGACGGUGAGGACCCGCCUGACGGCCCCCCACUCCCUGAGCAGCCGCCUGUCCCCCGCACUGUGUCGCUCCCUGAGCUCCAGCACCUGUGUCACCAAGGACUGCAACUCCUUCAUCCUGGAAAGCCCUGAAGCGCCCGCCAGCCGCGCCAAGCCCAACUACAGGAUCCUGGUGGAGGUGUCCCUGAAGAAAGAGGCUGGCGUUGGGCUGGGAAUCGGCCUGUGCAGCGUCCCCUAUUUCCAGUGCAUCUCAGGCAUUUUCAUUCACACGCUCUCUCCGGGAUCCGUGGCGCAUCUGGAUGGACGACUCCGGUGUGGCGAUGAACUUGUGGAAAUCAACGACUCCCCCGUGCACUGCAUGACGCUCAAUGAAGUCUACGCCAUCCUGAGUCACUGUAACCCGGGUCCAGUCCCCAUCAUGGUUAGCCGACAUCCGGACCCACAGGUCUCUGAACAGCAACUCAGAGAAGCUGUGGCCCAGGCUGUGGAGAAUGUCAAGUUUGGAAAGGAGAGGCAUCAGUGGAGUCUGGAAGGUGUCAAAAGGCUGGAGAGCAGCUGGCACGGGCGGCCGACCUUGGAGAAGGACCGGGAGAAGAACUCAGCUCCCCCGCAUCGCAGGGCUCCGAAGGUCAUGAUCCGCUCCAGCAGUGACAGCAGCUACAUGUCGGGGUCCCCCGGGGGCAGUCCCAGCAGUGGCGGAGAGCAGCCGCCCUCCGACUUGGAAGUCAGCACGCGCAGCCCCAGCCUGCCCCUGGGGCCGGAGCCAGGGGUGCCUCCUGGGGCAUCAUCCGGGCCGCCCCAGGAGAGCCCGGGCGGCCACCCGCCACUGAGACUGAAGAAAUCCUUCGAGAUUUUGGUGAGAAAGCCUACGUCCUCCAAGCCCAAGCCUCCACCCAGAAAAUACUUUAAAAGUGACAGUGACCCUCAGAAGAGUCUAGAAGAGAGAGAGGACUCCCUGUACCCUUCUGGACACACCUUGCCCACCUGUGGCCAGGAAGCCAGCGAAGUACUGCCACCGCUGCCCGCGCAGGAAGGCGCAGCAGGGAGAAGCCCACACGCCACUGCCUGCAGCCCAGGACCUGCAGUCGGCCCGCAGACGACGUCCUCCUCAGAGGGCCAGCCUGGGGGGAGAGGAGCCAGCCCAGUGACGCCAACGUCUCCAAUAAAACACCCACUGCUUAAGAGGCAGGCUCGGAUGGACUAUACCCUUGACAUCACCGCCGAAGACCCUUGGGUUAGAAUUUCUGACUGCAUCAAAAAUCUCUUUAGCCCCAUCAUGAGUGAGAAUCACAGCCACACGCCACUGCAGCCCGUUGUCACGCUGGGUGAGGAAGAUGGGAUUCGGGGCCACCCAGAUGGGACUGUGCCCAAGCCGGACACCACCAGUGGCGGUCCCACAGUUUACAAGUCGGCAGACGGCAGCACCGUGAAGAAGGGUCCUCCAGUGGCCCCCAAGCCCGCCUGGUUUCGCCAAAGCUUGAAAGAUUUGAGGAAUCGUGCCCCAAGGCAGCCCCCAGAGGCAGCCUCCCCCAGCCAGCCGACACCCACCUCCAGGGAGCGCCCCGGGCCACCCCUACGGGCCUCCUCUUCCAUCAGGCAAAGGAUCAGCUCCUUUGAAACCUUUGGCUCUUCUCACCGGCCUGACAAAGGAGCCCAGAGACUAAGCCUCCAGCCCUCCAGCUCCUCCGGGGAGGCAGCAAAACCUCCUGGGAAGGAAGAGGGAGGACGGGCUUCUCGGGCUCCCGGUGUCUCAGGGCGAGGGGCUCCCCCCGCCGUGGAGCAACAGCGGCCAGAGCCAGAGCAGCUGCCCCCAGCCUCCCUCGCAGCCCUGGAGGCCAGCGACCCCGGGGUGCCGGAGUCCCCUCCCCCCGGACAGCAGCCCGGUCAGAAAACCCUCUCCUCGGACCCCGACCCUCUCUCAAGGCUUUUGGCGACGCAGAUGGAGGGGUCUCGAGGCCCAGGGGUCAAGAUACCAAGCCAGCGGGCACGGAGCUUCCCCCUGAGCAGGACCCAGUCCUGUGAGAUGAAGCCACUGGAUGAAAAGACCAGUAAACUCUACUCCAUCAGCAACCAGGUGUCAUCGGCUGUCAUGAAGUCCCUGCUGUGCCUUCCGACUUUCGUCUCCUGUGGCCAGACCUCCUGCAGCUCCAAGGAAGGGGCGUCGCCCCCCAUGGCGUCCAGUGAAGAUCCUGCUGCAGAUAGUUCUGCCGAAGCUCCUGCCUCAGACAUGGGCUUCUCGCUCAACCUUUCAGAGCUGAGAGAAUACACAGAGGGUCUCGGUGAGCCCACGGAAGCCAACGACUCGGAACACUGCACUCCUCAGUCUGGUCAAUCAGUUAUCUCCCUGCUGAGCUCCGAGGAAUUAAAGAAGCUCAUAGAGGAAGUGAAGGUUCUGGAUGAAGCAACAUUAAAGCAAUUAGACAACAUCCAUGUGACCAUCUUGCACAAGGAGGAAGGGGCUGGCCUUGGGUUCAGCUUGGCAGGAGGAGCAGAUCUAGAAAACAAGGCGAUCACGGUUCACAGGGUGUUCCCCAACGGGUUGGCCUCCCAGGAAGGGACUAUUCAGAAGGGCAACGAGGUUCUCUCCAUCAACGGCAAGUCUCUCAAAGGGGCCACACACAAUGAUGCUCUGGCCAUCCUUCGCCAAGCUCGGGAUCCCAGGCAAGCCGUGAUUGUCACAAGGAAGCCAAGUGUGGAGACCACGCCCGACCUCAACUCUUCCACAGAUUCUGCAGCCUCAGCCUCUGUGGCCGGUGACGUUUCCAUAGAUUCCUCAGAGGCCACAGUCUGCACAGUGACCCUGGAGAAGACCUCUGCAGGCCUGGGCUUCAGUCUGGAAGGAGGGAAGGGCUCCCUGCAAGGGGACAAGCCUCUGACUGUUAACAGGAUCUUCAAAGGUGCGGUGUGCGUCUGCCUCUCAGCCUUCGCUCCAGUGGCGGGUGUCCGGCCAGGCCCCCCAAAGGCUUCUGAGCACCUUCUAGGCCAUGUCGGUUUCUUCCAGGCCACAACCCCAGGCCCUUUUGGGAGGCAGGCAAGCCUGUUAAGGACUCCACUUUGCUUUUUCUGCCUGUUCUCCUUGGCUCAGACAUCCCCUUAAUCCCCCUGUUUUACUGGGUCCUUGUACGUGACCCAGCCCUGGGCUUGGUUCAGCUUCGCAGAGCCGGGGCUAGGGUGAGGCAAGUGAGGCACUGCCCUGGGUGCAGAACUGAAGGCGGCACCGAAACAUUCAGUAAUCAAGAUACAUACUGUCGCAGUGCAAUAUUUUUAAAACUCGAAAUUAAUUCAAAAAGCCCACAAUGAACAAAAUAUCAAGUUGUAAAACAGAGUCCGACUUUCCAGGUGCACAACUCUGCCUUACUCACCUCACCCUAAUCCUGGACCUGUCAGCUCCUACCUUUAUUCAGAAUUUUGAGAUUUUCUUCAUCAUGGAUUGGGGAGCAAAGCCAGCCUCUAGUGGGGGGUCACUUGGGUUUUCCUGUGAACAUCAUGAAUGGCCUGCAGCUGUCACAUGCAAUCGCCCUGAUUCUUCGCUGCCUCUCACGCUGGACCCCCCUGAGUCACGGAACAAGGAGCUGUGGACAGGGGGUCACGUGGCUCUGCUUCUAACUUGCUGAGUGACUGUUGCCUUCUGGGCCUGAGGCUCCUUAUCUAUGAGAAGAGGUGUGGGUGUGUGCCUGAGGGCUCUUAGUACUGGCACCAGAGGCCCUCCCAGAUCUGCUCCCCGUCCCCCAGGCGCCCCCACUGCAGACUGGUUUUGUUAGCGGGAAAUCUGUUACAGCUGCUGAAACCCAGGGGGCGGACCGAGGCUCACGUGGAGCUUCCCCAGAAAUCCAUGCUGACUCCAGUUCUGCGAAAGAUUGUUUUUAACUUUGAAGGUCAACUUGGAAUGAGCGUAGGGCUCAAAGUCGAGAGACCUGGAUUCCAGUGUUCAUUCUGCCCCUGAUGGCAGCAUGACCCUGGGCAAGUCCCUUCACCAUCUUGGCCCCAUUUGCUUACAUGGGGACGUAAGGGACCAAGGGAGGUGGAUUCUACAGCUGUACCACUCAGCAGCUUUGGAGUUUGUGUGAGCUACUUGAGUCCUUGGUUUCCUCCCACGUGAAAAGGGAACACUAACAGAGCAUACAUACCUCAUAGGACUACUGCCAUAAAUACCAAGUGUUAACACAAUGCCUGUUAUAUAUAAUUGCCCAAUAUAUUUUAGCUAAUUUUUUUUUUUUUGAGAAAUGUCUGCUUAGAUACUUGGCCCAUUUUAUUUAGGUAUUUAUUUAUUUCUUGGCCGCGCCGCACAGCAUGCGGGAUGUCAGUUCCCCGACCAGGGAUCAAACCCACGCCCUCCCCCGCCCCGCAAUGGAAGCGCGGAGUCCUAACCACUGGACCGCCAGGGAAGUCCCUAGCUAUUUUUUUUAUUAUGAUCAUCAUUACUAUUAUCUUUUACUCUUAUUAAAUAUUUGCAGAUAUCAUUGUGUCAAACAGAUAGGAAAUUUUCUUUCAGCAUCAGCAGUAAAAGAGCACUCUUUCCCUACGUAACUCUGAAAGAGCGGGAGCCGUAUGUGAUUAUGUCUUUACGUGGACCCAGGGGUCUUCUCCAGGCCAUUCAGAGCCAAAAGUACUGUGAAGAUUGUUUCGUGAACACCCCACCAGCUUCAUUCCCACACCACCCAAUGCCCGGCCACCUCAUUAGGAGUAGAGAGACCACAUGUGGGGGGGAGGGGUACUGGGUAUUGGGAUGGUAUCCAAGGAGGACCCGGUUCCCCGGGGAGGUCUCCCCAGCCAGGCUCUGGCUUGGAGCUGCCCGAAAUCCCCCUUCUCUGGGGACAGCAUGGGCCUCACCUCUCCCAAGGGCCACGGAGAGCUGGAGCCUGGUGUGCCAGCCUUGAAGUCACCGUUUUAUGAGAUGUCUCAUUUCAGAACGACCACCGAGUUCCGGAGGGAUGGGCGCCAGUUGCCUUCUGAGCUGUCCCGGCUCCUCAGAGACCAAGGGUAGGAAGUAACUGCUUGUUCCACUGUCACUUGUGGGACCCAUUCUCUUCUCUCU
Molecule: messenger RNA, 6552 nt
Organism: Physeter macrocephalus (sperm whale)
Lineage: Eukaryota; Metazoa; Chordata; Mammalia; Artiodactyla; Physeteridae
Gene: IL16
Product: interleukin 16
Exons: 18
Coding region: 490-4614 (1374 amino acids)
Biological process (GO): induction of positive chemotaxis; leukocyte chemotaxis
Molecular function (GO): cytokine activity; CD4 receptor binding
Source: RefSeq, a predicted model, not a curated record